AUGCCAAAGCCAAUAAAAGAACAAGGCAUUGAGCUCGACUACGAAAAUCGAUCAUGUGAACUUCGUCUCUAUCCAAAUGGCUGGUUCUAUGAAAUAGCUUCUGGAGAAAAAAAGACGCGAAGUCUAAGCGUGCGACUAACUCACCUUUACACGUUGUUAAAUCUGUUAAAGACAAGUUUAUUACAGCAAAACUAUUCGCGUGCAAUUAGGAUUCUUGAAAUCUUAGCAGGGGUUUCAGAGUUGUCGGAGAUUACCUUCUGGCAGAAUUAUUCCAAUGAUCCACUUUUUCUUGGAUAUUUCGGGAUAUUAGCAUAUGGAAUGUGGGAACAAGAAGCCAUACGAUUGAAUUUAGUGAAAAAGAUUCGCCGUCAUCACUAUUCUAUUGAAGAUUCACAAUCACAAUCAACGAUAUUUGCAUACUGGUUCGUAGUAAAUGAUAAAGAAGACGGAAGUAUUGAUGAUGAUCGAACAAGACUUGAAAAGUAUUAUCAAUCAGCUGCAAAGAAUUUGAAGACUUCUUUGUUUAUUGAAUUUUCGAAUGAUAUAUUUUUGGUGUAUUAUGUUCGGCUGCAAACGAGUAUGAAUCAUGUUGAUGGCGCUUUGGCGAUGACAAUGAGAUAUAUCUCUGAAAAUCCGGAUAUUUUGAAAGCACAAUGGGUCAAUGCAGGAAAAACUUUUCAUCGUAUGGAUCCUUCUACUCCCGAACAAUUAGUGCUUAGACCAUUGUGUGAAUAUUACGAAAAAAUUAUCGAAAAGAUCAAGAUCGAGAAUAUAAGGGAGGAGGAAAAGAUUGAAAUUCUAAUUGAUGCUCAUCAAAAUAUUGCCGAACUGAUGUUACAACGUAUAGAGUAUGGAGACGACAGAUUAUCUACAAUUUUGGAGGUACUCAAAAGAAUGAUACUUUUAGAAAACUUAUCCCCAACCGCGCCUUCACGACUAUUUUCACCCAAUACCAAACGCGACACAUGGAUAGGCGAGUUCUUGCAAUAUCCUUCGACAAAACACAUAAAUACGGAACUACGACGACAUCUCUAUAAUGCACUGGCUCUCUAUAGCGGGUUUAAGCUUCCUGGUUGCAGAUCUAAUUUUCCGAGAUGGCUUAAUAGCUGGAAAGCUAAAGUUGUUAGUGGACAGGAUCCAGAUUAUAUCAAUGAAAAGGAUGAUAAUUACGUAAAGAAAAGGAAAAGGAAACCAAUGUAUUAUCGUCCCACACCGUGGGAAAUAAGGUGGAGAUCUGAGAUGCUCCAAUUAAAGAAAACAAUAUAUAACGAUAAGCGUGAACUUGCACGUGACAAAAAUGUUAGCGAUGAAUUCGCACCAAAUGAAUUAUUCCACGGUGCUGGUGGUGAAAGUGGCAAUAGCUCAAGAUUGCAAACAGCAACGACAUUGUCGUAUGAGGAGGAAAUGCCAUUAGACGAUUCUUUCGAUGAUGAAAUAUUAAGUAGCAACAAUCGCAUAGAUAAAGGCAAACAAAAAGCAUGUUAA
This is a messenger RNA of Ambispora gerdemannii, 1485 nucleotides long. NCBI's taxonomy places the organism in Eukaryota, Fungi, Glomeromycota, Glomeromycetes, Archaeosporales, Ambisporaceae. The record is from the annotation of a GenBank genome assembly.